UGGCUGUACACAACGCUGUACAGCUGUUAGGGUGGGGGCGGGGGAGCUCGCAGUCGUCGGUCGGAACUAGAAAGAAAGAGAGAAAGAAGGAGACCCGGGCCCUUCGGUCGUCGGUGUGUGACAGCGGAGAGACAUCACCACGCCUGCUGCCCGCCCGUCCGGUCGCCGAAGAACCGACCAACGAGAUGCCCGAUCGGCGGCGGUAACACCAAGGACAUUGCCGCCCUUUCUUCGUCCUACCGAGGAGGAUCUUGCCGGCGCCCCUCGUGCUGCCACCCGCCCUCGCGAUGGCCACCCCCGACUAUGUGCCCGUGCCCGAGUUCUACCGCAACCGCUGCCUCUUCAUCACCGGCGGCACCGGUUUCAUGGGAAAAGUGCUGCUCGAGAAGCUGCUGCGCUCCUGUCCCGACAUCAAGAAUGUGUACCUACUGAUGCGCCCCAAGAAGGGCCAGGAUGUCGCCACCAGACUUGCUCAGCUCCUCAACUCGCCCUUAUUUGACACAAUUAGAGCAGAGCAACCACAGUCCUUGGGUAAGGUCAUCCCCAUUUACGGGGACGUCACAGAACCUGAACUAGGCAUCAGCCCUGCUGACCAGAAGGUGCUCAUCGACAAUGUUUCUGUCGUCUUUCACUCUGCAGCCACAGUCAAAUUCGACGAGGCCCUUAAGCUCUCGGUGACCAUCAACAUGCUGGGCACCAAGCAGCUGGUUGCUCUCUGCCAUAGAAUGAUGUCUUUAGAGGCACUAGUGCAUGUAUCAACAGCAUACUGCAAUUGUGACCGCGAGCAGGUCAACGAGAUCAUCUACCCGCCUCCGUACGAUCCUGAGAAGAUCAUUCAAUGUAUGGAGUGGAUGGACGAAGAACUGGUCAAUGUGAUCACGCCGCAUUUGAUCGGCAAGCGGCCCAACACCUACACCUUUACGAAGGCGCUUGCUGAGCACAUGUUGCUCAAGGAGAGCGGAAACUUGCCCGUCGCCAUCGUCAGACCCUCAAUUGUUUUGUCAGCGUACCGAGAGCCUCUGCUUGGGUGGGUGGACGGCUGGAACGGCCCCACUGGCGUAAUUGCUGCUGCCGGCAAAGGAAUCUUCCGAACUAUGCUUUGCAAUGGUGCCAUGGUGGCCGACCUCGUACCCGUUGACAUUGUAAUCAACCUGCUGGUUUGUGUUGCCUGGCACACGGCCACCACAAGGCCAGAUGGAAUUCGUGUGUAUAACUGCACGACAGGCAUGCAGCGGCCAAUCACGUGGAAGGAUUUUGUGGGCAACUGCUUUGUCUAUUUCCACAAGCACCCGCUGCGGGACACCCUGUGGUACCCUGACGGGACCUGCUCGACCAACUGGUUGCUCAACUUUGUCAGUGAGACGGUGAUGCAUACCCUUCCUGCCUACACCAUGGACAGCGUCAGCAAAAUGUGUGGGCAGAAAGCUUAUAUGGUGCGCACCCACGAGAAGCUGAAGAAGGCUGCGGAAUGUCUGGAGUACUUCUCAACGCACCAGUGGCAAUUUUCCAACACAAACGUAGUUGCCCUGCAAGAAAGGCUGUGUGGUGACGACCGGAGACAAUUCUCCUUUGACGUCCGUGACAUCCACUGGCCCAGUUACAUCGAGAAUUAUGUUAUCGGAAUCAGGCAGUUCAUCUUUAAGGAUCCGCCUGAUACCCUCUGCGUCGCUAGAAAGAAUCUUCAGUGGCUGUACUUGCUGCACCGGUGCACACAGGUUCUGGGUGUGCUGCUCGCGUGGCGAAUCGUGAUGCUGCGCUCGUCAACUGCCAGGAACCUUUGGUACUCCCUCUUCAGCAUGAUCAUGCGCAUCGUCCGCAUGGUGCCCACCCACAUAUGAAGAAGCACCAUGCCCAAUUUAUGCUGCUCCUCUCUCUAUAGUGAAGCUGCCUCUUUACACAUGGACAAACGACAAGAAAUGUAAAAGCGCUGAUUUCAGAAAUCACCCAGCUUGAAUCUUCAGCACAACUCUUCUUAUAUUCCAAGACAGACAGGAGAAUUUCGAAGAAAGCAGGUUGCCUCUCCCCGCUGUAGCCAAUUUUUCAGUUGUCAGACAGACUGUUAUUAAAUAGUCAAGCACGUAGUGUUAAGAAAGAGACAAACCGAUUUGGCGACAGAAUAUCAUUGGUUUGAUUGAUGAUGCGAAUAAUGUGAUUUUAGUGUCAUUGUCAGUAUAUUGUGGGCAGUGUGGGGAAGAACGCGACUUUGCCGAUUCCCAAAGAUGUUAACCCAAAGAUUCCAAGCACCAAUAACUAAAAAAAAACUGAAUUUAUUAGAGCAAAAAAGACAAUGUGAAAAAGAGGGAGACAGAGCAUUUUUCACACUCGCUGGGUUUGACCGAUUUUAGUCACCAAUUCUGAAAAUAAACCCAACCGCGUUUAUAUAAUAAUAAUAAAUACUAAUUAGCCAGAGGGAAGCUGCUGUUGAAUAAAAGGAUAUCUUGCGUGCCAGAGAGACACACAGUAAUUAAACAGUUGUUUAAAGGAAUCGUUAGAAUCUGACGUAGAGGGUGUGCUUGUUGUUAAUUUGUUCAAAAAUUUAUUGAGAAACGUCAGUUUUGGUGACGAUGACGACAGCCCAUUUGUAUUUAAUCAAAACGCUACCGAUGAUUAGCCUACAUGUAGUCAAGACGCAAGGAUAUACAGUAGACUCCAUAGAGUCACUUGCUCUGGUCUAUUCCUCAUUUUCUUAGCAUUUUUUUUAAAUAUAUAAAUUUACUUUGUAAUCAAAAUUUAGUUUUAAGGAAAUAUAACAUUUUGGCUGCACAUGAACUGGUCAUGUCGUUAAAAGUGACUUUGGCUUGUGUGUGUUUUUUAGCCAACUCUAGUUUGGUGCUCUCGUUUCUUGAGAAGAAACCUGCAAUUAUUGAUCUAGUUUACAUUAUACACAUACAAUACGCUUGUGUUACCAUCACUUGUUUUAAUACGCAAUCUCUUUGUUUUAUUAAUAGAGCUGAUGAGUUUAUUUGAAUUGUUUGUUUUUGUUUUUAUUAUGCUAGUUGAUUUAUUGUAACGAUUAACAAAUCAGUUUAACCUCAAUUUAUUUUACGUUAAUUUAUUUAUUCAGUGAAGAAAGUUGCAUUCUUUUUCCCGUUAUUUAAUAUAUCUGCGAAAAAAAAUGUAAAUGUUGUAGCGCGCGAAAAUGGGAUUUUACACAAACAACACAAUAAAAUGCAAGAAGUGGUCAUUGAGUAUGUAUUAUUACAAAUAAUAAUAUGUAAAUUUCCAUCCACGCUUCAUUCAAGUUGCAGUAUUAUACUGAUUUUUAUCGAUAUGAAAUUAAUACAACAAUAAAAUUUGCUCUUUUCAAUUACA
Messenger RNA from Neocloeon triangulifer, 3312 nucleotides. Its product is annotated as putative fatty acyl-CoA reductase CG5065. NCBI's taxonomy places the organism in Eukaryota, Metazoa, Arthropoda, Insecta, Ephemeroptera, Baetidae. The record is from RefSeq and is a predicted model, not a curated record. The transcript has 9 exons. Gene Ontology annotation, biological process: long-chain fatty-acyl-CoA metabolic process. Gene Ontology annotation, molecular function: alcohol-forming very long-chain fatty acyl-CoA reductase (NADP+) activity. Gene Ontology annotation, cellular component: peroxisome. Bases 288 to 1838 code for a protein of 516 amino acids.